AACCGGAGGUAUUAGACCCCUCUUCUAAUCCUGUCAUUAUACCCUUGGCUUGAUCUGGUCUCAGAUGCAGCCCUUUCACCCCCAGAGAGGCUCAUAGCAUGUUUGUUCCCGUCUUAUCAGAUGAGUCCACCUGUCUGCUCACUUCAACUAAAUCAUUGCUCUGUGGGUUGGAAGCGACAUUGAUCAACUCAUCUAUAGCCUCUAUGCGUUAGCAAAAAGUUAAUAAGUUAAGGCAGACAUCAUACACGGUUUCCAAAACCUGGUUUAUGGUGUAGUAAACACAUUUAAACCAUAUGCAGGCUCAGCAGUUUGCUUCCUUGAGGCGCUUUUGCAACUACAGUAGUCCCGCCUCCGGCGCGUAAAGACCCCGGCGCGUUCUUACGCACUGCAUUCAGCUGGAGCAGCCUGGAGCGCAGGAGGAUGCAAUACACACACAUGUUUAUUAGCUGUAGGUCUGUGUAGGAUUAUCCAUUCCGAAAGAAUGACUGCGGACAGCUGUGAUUCUCUAGAGGACUUGCAAGCUAUUGUUGGAGAGAUGCAGGUCUCCAACGUCUCCAGGGCAUUGCACGAAAGCAAACUCACCGAGAAAUCCAACUGUGGAUCUGUAUCUGUUGGUUUCCCUAUAACCAUGAUGAUCACUGGCAUGGUGGGCAAUUCACUGGCUCUUAUUCUGGUGUAUAUUUCUUACAGAAAGAAAGAAAAUAAAAGGAAAAAGUCUUUCUUGCUUUGCAUUGGAUCACUGGCGUUGAUUGACCUGUUUGGACAGCUUUUGACAAGUCCUAUAGUGAUAUCCGUUUACAGAGCUGAUCUAAACUGGGACCGUAUCGACUCAUCGGGCAAACUGUGCUCUUUUUUCGGUGUGUGUAUGACAACUUUUGGCCUGUGCGCUCUUUUUUUGUCCAGUGCCAUGGCCAUUGAAAGGGCUUUGGCGAUAACAAAUCCACACUGGUACUCCAAUCACAUGAAGACAAGCGUGACAAAGCAGACUUUGGCUACCAUAUGGUUUCUUGUUUUGCUCUUUGCACUGCUGCCCAUUGCAGGGGUCGGGGAAUACACGCGCCAGUGGCCCGGUACCUGGUGCUUUAUCAGCACGGGGGACAGGGAAGUCCCGGGCAAUAUGUUUUUCGCCGUCACUUUCGCUGUACUUGGGAUUUUCUCUCUGCUUGUAACACUCUCCUGCAAUGUAAUUACAAUCCGGGGUUUAAUUAUCCGGUGCAAAACAAAGUCAGGCACGUCCCAGUCUUCAAAACAGUGGGAACGGCUCACCACGGAGACCGUCAUUCAACUUUUAGGGAUUAUGUUUGUCGUUCUUAUAUGCUGGUCUCCUCUGCUGGUGCUGAUGUUGACGAUGAUCUCCGCCCAGGUAUCCUCCCACGAGUGCAAUUCAACAGUAAUGCCCAGCCAGGAUGUCCAGUUAGACUGUGACUUCUUUCUGACAGUGAUCCGCCUGGCAUCCCUCAACCAGAUCCUAGACCCUUGGGUCUAUCUGCUCCUCAGAGAGAUCCUUCUGCGCAAGUUCUGCCUUGUGGCUAAUGCUGUGUCCAACUGCACCACAGAGGAUCACAAACAGACCCAAACAGCACUGGAUACUCUUAACAAGCAGAACCAAGACAGCAAGCAUCUUCAUAAACCACAAAGCAGCUAAGUCUGGCCUUUGAUGGGAAUUGCUGACUUUGUGACUUUGAAGUAUGGGCAGAUUGGAUGCAUUAUUGUCUUGUGUUGUGAACAAACACACAGAAGCAUGUUCUGCAAUGGGAGACAAGAGUGGGAUCUGUUGUAGUGCUGCUGGGAACCAGCCAGUUCUUCUCUGGGUGCAUUUUGGUCAACAUAUUUUAUUCGGUCACCCAACCAGGAUGUGGACACAGUAUUGUGUCAUGGCUGCCAGGAACUCUCUCCCUCUCUUUUUUUUUUUUUUUUUUGUUGGCUGUUGUUCAGUUUUGAUAAUAUCACCUCCCAGACCCAAGAACUGAAUAAAGGCGACUCUAAACUGAUGUAUAUGGAAGUGAUGCAUCUCAUACUCUUUCAUUUCUGAUCUGGGUCAUUGCUUUUAGCAACCUGAAACCUUAAGUCAGUUCAAAGUGGAUUUUGUGAAUGUGAAUUAAGAAAAUGAAACUAUAGUUGUAAAUAGCUUUACUGUAUGUUACAUAAAAUUUUGCCACAUUGUUUUUAAAAAAGGAUAGUUUGUCAUUCAGAAAAAAAUGUGACUCCUGAACUGGAGCCAGUUGAUUGUAAGAUUGUUUAUUAGGGUGUCGUAGUAAUAUAAAGUCAGUUGUUUCUGUGCUCAGUGUUGAUGAUGCUGCACGUUGGGUAUCAGGUGUUGUAAAUUUUUAAUAUACUGUAUGUGCUGUUCCUUAACUAGCAGCUAGGAAUAUGAAAUGUGUAGCUUCGGCUUUGUCACCACAUUCUCUCCUUAAUAUGAAUGUCCUCAACUUUCUUUUAAGAAUAACUUAAAAGCCAUUGAACGCUAAGGUGUGUGAGGAAAAGUAGAUUUGUGAUGUUUAAAAUUUUGACACUAUAGAUGACAGGGCGGCCUGAUGCUGUGGUGACAAGGGUGUAGCUGUCACUGUCAGAGUUUCACUGAGCAAUCUCUGCAAUGACAAGCAGAUUAGGUUUCACCAGCCCACUCUUUUUGGAGAAUUAAAAAAAACAAUAACUGGUGCAGUCGUUUGACCAGACACAUCACUAUAGAUGGAGAGAAGGAUACCCUUGCGAUACAAGGCUGAUUAGUAAAAACAUAAUGGAUACCAAUAUCUAUGUCCAAGCUGUCCAGAAUACAGACACUACAAUAUUUUAAAGAUUUUUAAUCUUCUCCAAGCUUUUUUGGCACGCAUGAAGCUGCUUGUUCAACUGCUUCACACUGUGGUAUCACAACCAUACAUCAACCUUUCAAAAGUGUAAGGUGGUCUUCUGUCAGUACACAAAGUUGUAGCUGCAGGUACCGUACAGGUUUCACACAUGUUUUAGCUGCAUUAAUUUGAUGGUCAUCAUUUUUUGAAUGUAUCCUUCAGUAUUUCAUGAUUUUUCUUCUUAUCAAUAAACCCUGUAGCUGUAAUGUUACAUCUGAAUAGAAACAAAUGUUAUUUUCCCCAGAUGUGUUCAGUGCAAUUUAUCAGAGUCCUCAGAUAAGAGCAAGAACCUUUUCAGUGAAGUGGUUUGCUACCAGCUAGCUAAACAUCACAAGCAAGACUGCUGUUGGAUGGCAAUGGCAAUCCAUUUCUUUUAAGGUGGUGUAAAUAAGAGUUUUGUUGUUGUUUUGGUUGAUUUGCCUUGUAUAGCACCAGUUCAUUGCUGUGUAUACUCUACAUGUAUUUGUAGAGUCUGGCCAAAGACACCUCAAGGAUGCACACAUUUGCUGUCAUGGUAACCUUCACGUUAUGGGACAGUUUCUCGUGUCGCCACCAACCAAUAAAUCUGCCUUUUAGCACAUCAGCACACAAGAUUAGACUAAUGUACAUAUUGCCUUGCCUGGUCUAAUCUGUGCCUUUUAUAUGUGAGUAUACACACAAGUUCUAUAAAAUUGAGCUCAUGGGAAAUUGACAGCUGAAGAAGUCAUGUGAAAAAUAAAAAUUUUCUGUUUCCAUGUAUCUGCCCACAGAGAGUCGGGUUGUUCUUG
This is a messenger RNA of Monopterus albus (swamp eel), 3613 nucleotides long. RefSeq names its product prostaglandin E receptor 3 (subtype EP3) (gene ptger3). Gene Ontology annotation, molecular function: prostaglandin E receptor activity. Gene Ontology annotation, biological process: phospholipase C-activating G protein-coupled receptor signaling pathway; intestine smooth muscle contraction; adenylate cyclase-activating G protein-coupled receptor signaling pathway. Bases 482 to 1645 code for a protein of 387 amino acids. Gene Ontology annotation, cellular component: plasma membrane. The record is from RefSeq and is a predicted model, not a curated record. The transcript is spliced from 2 exons. NCBI's taxonomy places the organism in Eukaryota, Metazoa, Chordata, Actinopteri, Synbranchiformes, Synbranchidae.